AUGGCGACCGCCAUAAAAGAACAAUCAUCAUGUCGCAAACGGGAGAUUUCUGUUCGAGAAGGGGGAGUAGAUUGCAAGGAUUGCAACAACCACCUCCUGGUAUUUGCUGGCUCUACGUCCAUGGGGACGAACCUGCCAGGGGCUAAGACUGUCUCAGAAAUCUGCCAGGCCGCAUUCAAUUGA
Messenger RNA from Clonostachys solani, 183 nucleotides. The record is from the annotation of a GenBank genome assembly. NCBI's taxonomy places the organism in Eukaryota, Fungi, Ascomycota, Sordariomycetes, Hypocreales, Bionectriaceae.